AUGAGCAGUUCUUCUUUUGAACAGCAGAACCCUGCAAUCCAAAGACUCUCACAAUGCAGCGAUCCUCAUCUUGCGUAUUCGGCACGGUUGAAACAAUGUUUAGUCAUUCAUGGUGAGGAACCACAUCACUUUUUCAAAUGUAUUUGUGAAAAAUUGAACGGAUUUGUGUCCAAUCCCACAAUAUUCCCUUGGACUACUGGGACGAGCAAGGAAGUCUUUGAGCCCUAUUCCGAUGAUGACAAGAUUGAAAAUUUCUUGAAUUGUGUGGAUGUUCUUGACACAAGACAAUUGCCUCACGUAGAAUCUGAUAUUUUGUUGUAUUAUGAUUUGAUUGUGUUUCCAUUGUAUUCAACUUUGGGUAAUAAUGAAAAGUUUAUUCUCCGUUUGCAACAAUUAAUUUCUGAAAAACGAAUAGCAAUAUUAUUCUUGAGAGGAUAUGUUCCCUUUGAAUUGGGAUAUGUGAUCGAACAUCAUUAUAGAGAUUAUGAGUUAUCAGGAAAAGUAAUUUUUGAUUUGACAGUGUUCAAUGAGCUCAGUUCAAGAAGUGAAGUCCUGUCUAAAUUUCAAACAAAACACCACGAUAUUUUAACAUCUGUUGCAGAGAAUCCACAAAAAUUAAUCUCUCUUGAUAAUUACCUUUUUGGUUUAGAUCAAGAGAGACUGAAUGAUGAUCCUUCCGUGUGGCAUAUCGUUUGUAAGAGUGAAGAUGAUAGGUUUUGUUUAUUAAUUCACAAAGAACAUAGAGUAAUGUUUACUCCUUGGUAUGGGUUUAGUCAUGGAAAUUUGUUUUCACAUGAUAUUGUGAAAUAUUUCUGUAAAUUUUUACUAAUGGAGCAUUUGAUAGAACGAGAGAGCAAACUCAAAAAGGAUCUUCUUUCGAAAUUGAAAAAUAGACAAUUAACAGACUUACUAGUUGUGAUCGAUGACUGUUGA
Naegleria fowleri is the source of this 933-nucleotide messenger RNA. RefSeq lists its product as uncharacterized. The record is from RefSeq and is a predicted model, not a curated record. The coding region runs from base 1 to 933 and encodes 310 amino acids. The transcript has a single exon. NCBI's taxonomy places the organism in Eukaryota, Heterolobosea, Eutetramitea, Acrasida, Naegleriidae.